AUGGUGCGGUACGUGUUCAACCCGUGGCGGGACCGCGAGGAGCUGUUGCUGGUGCGGCGUCAGUUUUACGGCGAGGAGGCGCAGUCAGGGGCAGCAGCACCAGCAGCACCGGCGACCAGCAGCGUCGAGGAGUCGGCGACGACGGAGGCCGGGACGACGAGCGACCAGCCGAGCCCGACGGCCGCGGCUCUCCGGCGAGAUGAGCAGCAAAAGGCAGUGGCGCGCGUGUCCAUGUGGAUGGCGCGCCAGCACUGCCCGCACAUGGUCGAGUCGACGGCGCUGCUCACAGCCGCCAUGCUGAGUGACGAGGAGGUUGCCGGAGCCGAGGGCGCCAGCGGGUGGUCGACGUACGCCGUGCGGGCGACGUACGCGGCGGCGUUUAGCAGAUUCGUCACGGGGCUGCUUGACGGCCACCAGGACAAGCAGCGCAAGCAGAGCAUGUAUGCCAUCGCCAAGAAGAUUGGCCUGCCGGCGACAUUCGUCGAGCUGCGGCACCAGUCUACGCACGAGCAGCUGCCGUCGCUGGCUAAGCUGCGGUCCAUGGCCCGGAAGGCGCUAGCGUGGAUAUGGGACUACUUUUGGAAGAACCUGGCGGCCGAGGACGCCGCCGCUGGGAACGGCGCCCGCCGUGCUGAUCCGUGUCGCGAUGCUGUCAUGGGGUACCUGCGCGGCGUCGGAGGGAACGACGGAGACGAGGAGGCUCGCACGGCGAGGGCAGUCAGGGAGCUGGGGAGAUGGGACGCAGAGCGCGUGCUGGCGGCCAUUGCUGACUUGCAACGGACGCUUCCAGGCAAUCAGGUCUACUUGAGGUGCUUGAAGCUGUCCAAGGAGGUCAAGCGGGCACAAGAAGACAAGGCCGCUGCGGAGGAGAACACGGCCACCCCCGAGCCGGACACGGCGGGGGAUGUGGAAGAGAAUGCGGCUGAGAUGGCGCUGGGGUGGUCCUUAUACGAGGGCCCAUGGAAGCCAAAGCCCAUUGGCGUGGUGUAA
This is a messenger RNA of Purpureocillium lilacinum, 990 nucleotides long. RefSeq names its product rRNA-processing protein las1. Gene Ontology annotation, cellular component: preribosome, large subunit precursor; Las1 complex. Gene Ontology annotation, molecular function: endonuclease activity. Gene Ontology annotation, biological process: maturation of LSU-rRNA; maturation of 5.8S rRNA. Lineage: Eukaryota; Fungi; Ascomycota; Sordariomycetes; Hypocreales; Ophiocordycipitaceae. The record is from RefSeq and is a predicted model, not a curated record.